Solenopsis invicta (red fire ant) is the source of this 1790-nucleotide messenger RNA. Its product is annotated as tubulin alpha-1 chain. Gene Ontology annotation, biological process: microtubule cytoskeleton organization; mitotic cell cycle. Gene Ontology annotation, cellular component: cytoplasm; microtubule. Bases 157 to 1509 code for a protein of 450 amino acids. The record is from RefSeq and is a predicted model, not a curated record. Gene Ontology annotation, molecular function: structural constituent of cytoskeleton; GTP binding. Lineage: Eukaryota; Metazoa; Arthropoda; Insecta; Hymenoptera; Formicidae. The transcript is spliced from 3 exons.
UAAGAGACCGGUCGUUCUCAGUAAGCGCUCAGUUAGGCCAAGAUCGUUCGAAGGAGUUCCAUCGCCAACUCCGUUCAAACGGCAUCUCCGUUCAACGCAUCAGCAAGUCCCUACUAAGCCGCUUUUGCACGAGUCUUCGUCUCAUUAUUCUUCAAAAUGCGUGAAUGCAUAUCCGUCCACGUGGGGCAGGCUGGAGUACAAAUCGGAAAUGCCUGCUGGGAGUUGUACUGCUUGGAGCACGGUAUCCAACCCGAUGGGCAGAUGCCGUCAGACAAGAUACUCGGGGGCGGCGACGAUAGUUUCAACACCUUCUUCAGCGAAACCGGCGCCGGGAAGCACGUGCCCAGAGCGGUCUUCGUUGAUCUCGAACCGACCGUCGUGGAUGAGGUGCGCACGGGGACGUAUCGGCAACUCUUCCAUCCGGAGCAGCUGAUAACUGGCAAGGAGGACGCCGCCAACAAUUAUGCGCGCGGCCACUAUACGAUCGGCAAGGAGAUAGUGGACCUCGUCCUGGAUCGCAUUCGCAAGCUGGCAGAUCAAUGCACCGGUCUCCAGGGCUUCUUGAUAUUCCAUUCGUUCGGCGGUGGCACCGGUUCCGGCUUCACGUCCCUGUUGAUGGAAAGAUUGUCAGUAGAUUAUGGAAAAAAGUCAAAACUCGAAUUCGCGAUUUAUCCGGCCCCCCAGGUCUCUACGGCCGUCGUCGAGCCGUACAACUCUAUCCUCACGACGCACACCACCCUCGAGCACUCCGACUGCGCGUUCAUGGUGGACAACGAGGCCAUAUAUGACAUCUGCAGACGUAAUUUGGACAUCGAACGGCCGACUUACACCAAUCUGAACCGUUUGAUCGGGCAGAUCGUGUCCUCCAUUACAGCCUCGCUGCGCUUCGACGGCGCGCUCAAUGUCGAUCUGACGGAAUUCCAAACAAAUCUGGUGCCCUAUCCCAGGAUUCACUUCCCCCUGGUCACUUACGCUCCCGUCAUAUCCGCGGAAAAGGCCUAUCACGAGCAACUCUCUGUCGCCGAGAUAACGAACGCCUGCUUCGAGCCUGCGAAUCAAAUGGUCAAAUGUGACCCUCGUCACGGAAAGUACAUGGCGUGCUGCAUGCUCUAUAGAGGCGAUGUAGUGCCGAAGGACGUUAAUGCGGCAAUCGCGACUAUUAAGACCAAGCGCAGCAUCCAAUUCGUCGAUUGGUGCCCCACGGGCUUCAAGGUCGGCAUCAAUUAUCAGCCGCCUACCGUUGUUCCCGGCGGUGAUCUCGCCAAGGUGCAGCGUGCCGUCUGCAUGUUAUCCAAUACGACGGCGAUCGCCGAGGCUUGGGCGCGGCUCGAUCACAAAUUCGAUCUGAUGUACGCGAAAAGAGCCUUUGUACAUUGGUACGUCGGCGAGGGAAUGGAGGAGGGUGAGUUUUCGGAGGCGCGAGAAGAUCUCGCCGCUCUGGAGAAGGAUUACGAGGAAGUCGGUAUGGACUCCACCGACGGUGAGGGAGACGGCGCUGAGGAAUACUAAAGAUUGACGAGCAAGAUUCCUACUUCUGUCUCUUCGUAUUUCGUAUAUUUUGUAUUACGACGCUUGCUAUUUUUCGUUUACGACGAAUUUUCUCUUUUUUUAUUUUCUAACAAAUGACUUACUGCGAUGCUAAUUUUACCCAUUGCUUCCCCAUAUUCUCGUGAUACAUAGAAUCUUUGACGAGAGAGGCGUACUUGCUUCCUUACAACAGCCUGUCACUUGGUAUUGCUCAAAGAAAUAAAAAGAAAAUAUUAUGAGAAAUAUAAGCACAUCUAAAAAUA